GAUGCGGCUUGGUAUGAUAUAAUGAUCCCCUAACAGCGUCACCGCCAAUCCAAAUCUCCACACUCGCCUCCUCUCUUUUCCUUGUCUCUCAACCUGGGAUUAUAUCCCAAAAACAUAUAAUUCCUUGUAUAUAACCAGAAAAUCUUGUAACAUGAGCUCGUUCCGCAACCAUCGUGUCAUCAUCGCCUCCCUCUUCCUCCCCACCACUGCGGUGCUCGGCGAGUCCAACCCACCAACACCGGAUAUCCACGCCCACGAUGUUCCUUCGCUGGCGAAAUCAGGACUAUCGACGUCUGCAUUCCAAAUUGGCGACAAGCCAGCUGCUUUUCGCCAGCGUUCAGGAAGUGGACUUGGAAAUGUUCCGUUAAAGAGCAUUGUUGAGGAUCUGAAAGACAAGUCGAGGGCUAUAACGCCUAUCGCCUCGCCUGGGUCAGAAAGCGGGAAUCCAUUCUCGAGGUUUGCUAGCAUUGCCAGCCCCGGGAAUUUGACACCCCUCAACGGUGCAUCCACUCCUGCCAACGGACACAAUGGACACAAUGGAAUCACUAGCCCUCGUAAAUACCAGACGACACAUCCAGAAAUUCAAUUCGCAGCGCGUAUCCAGCGCAAACAAUCACGCUCAUCGUCUCGACGUCCGGAACGUUUUAAGUUUUAUAAGAAGGAGCAGCACUGUAGUCUCCCAGUUUGGAUCCCAGAUGACGAAUUUGAAAGCUGUUACGACGAAUUCUGCCAUCAGGUUCUCUGGCCCUGUUUACAUUAUGCAGUCCCUGAUGCUCCCAAAACCAAACUUUUCUACGAAUCAGCAUCCUUCAAGCAGUAUGUCUCGGUCAACCAACGCUUUGCUGAUGCCAUCAUUGCCAACUACCAAGAGGGUGAUAUCAUCUGGGUCAAUGACUACCACCUAAUGCUUCUUCCGUCUCUCCUUCGAGCAAGCCCUCUCCUAUCUAACGCACCAAUCGGCUUCUUCCUUCACGUUGCCUUCCCUUCAUCCGAAAUUUUCCGCUGCCUGUCUGUUCGAGAAUCCCUUCUUCGUGGACUCCUUGCUGCCGAUCUAGUAGGUUUCCAAACUGUCAAUUAUGCCCGCCAUUUCAGGCAGACUGUGUCCCGCAUCUUGGCACUCGAGGCGUUACCGAAAGGAAUACAGGUCGAGACUGGCGGAACUGGCCGAUUUGUAGACGUUGGUGUUAUCCCAAUGGGGAUUGACGUGAAUGCGUUAAGGGAGAAAAAGAGAGAACCUGAUGUUUCUUAUUGGGUCCAGCUACUUAGGCAACGUUAUGCAGGAAUGAAGAUCGUUGUAGGCAGAGAUAAAUUAGAUGAAGUCCAAGGUGUAAGACAUAAGAUUCAAGCGUUUGAGCAGUUUUUGGACAAACAUCCCGAGUUCCAGCAAAAGGUCGUUCUCAUUCAGGUUGCCCUUCAAACGACUGAAUCCAAUGAGCUUGCUGGUGGCGUUGCGGAUAUCGUCUCGCGUAUCAAUUCUCGUUUCUCCACUCUAACUUAUCAGCCAGUUGUAUUCCUUCAUACCCAAGAAGUCACAUUCAGUCAGUAUCUGGCGCUCCUGAGCGUGGCGGACGCGUUUUUGGUUACCAGUCUGCGUGAAGGAAUGGCUUUACGCACGCACGAAUUCGUGGAGUGCCAAGAAGGUAGACAUCGGCCACUGAUUCUCAGCGAAUUCACAGGAUCGUACAGUUACAGUGGUUUCAGGUCUUGUAUCGCCAUCAAUCCAUACGACUCUAGGGGAACUGCGAAAGCUAUCUACCAAGCCCUUACUAUGAGUGACGAGGAAGCACUAUCGCGCUGGAAGGAUUUGCAUAACCACGUCGUCACUCAAACCGCUCAAACCUUCGUGACUUCCUUCCUCACGCGUUGCCUACGUGCAAACACGGAGCAUAUCAUCCAAUCUGACCUCAGCGUCGUCCCACAACUCGAUACCGCGAGCCUCCUCCCUCGAUACAAGCACUCCGCAAAGCGUCUGUUGCUCUUAGAUUUUGAAGGUGCAAUUUGGCAGCGUGAUAUGACGCGUGCAGGGCUGCUUGCGCCGUUUGAGGCCCCAAAGGAGGCCUUGGCGUUAUUGAACAAAUUUGCAGAAGAUCCAAUGAAUGAGGUGUGGUUACUGAGUGGGCUUCCUGUGAAAGGUGUUAUGGACAAGGUCGCAGCCGAAGCGCCUAACGUAGGGAUCGUAGCUGAGAACGGCUGCUUCAUCAGAACACGCCCAAAUCGUAAAGAAAAAGCCUCUUGGAUUAACGUCGUUUCCAACUUCAACUUCACAUGGAAAGCGUCAUGUGUCGAGAUUUUGAAUUACUUCACCGAGCGUACACCGGGGGCUUUUGUUGAAGAACGGGAGGCAUCUGUUGUUUGGCGCUUCUGGACUGGUCCCGUCACAGACUGUGCUGAUCGCCAAUGGGCCCGCCGACAAGCUGCAGAAGCGCAGAACCAUAUUUUUGACAGCCUCGGCGAACGAUACGGCUUGCGCAUUAUACCAGGAGCCAACAGCUUCCUCGUCCUCCCCAACAACAUCUCUCGUUCCACCGCCGUUGGAGCGAUAUUACAUCCCGGUGGACCUGCGCAUUCCCCCCUGAGCGGCCGUUCAGUGUGGAUGUCUCAUGACCCUACUGAGGGUGACGGUGUGCAUGACGAGCUCGAUUUUGUCUUUGCAGUCGGGGGCGACGAGAAACUGCUGCGUAGGCUGAACGAUCUGGACAACGCGGAAACGUGCUCAACGAGCAGAAAGGGGACUGGCGCCAAAUGGAAACUAGAGCCCAAAGAUGCUAUCGAAGUGUUGUCGCGGUUCGCGAAUGUUCGUUGAAGCGGUUAUACUUCCUGAUUGUACUCUCGAAUGUGGUAGGGGCGGGGGGAAAGGAGGGAAAUGUUGUUGUGUGUAAAACGGGAUUAAUGUCGAGGGUAAUAUUAUGUUGGUUCUGCUGCUGAUUCUGGUUCCAAGUUAUCACUUGUUUAGAUUCCCAUCCUUUUGUUUAUUCAUAUUCAUACGGUCACAAAUCAUGUAGUCUUACAUCAAAACACGAAGCAAAUCGAUAUGCUGUUUUUGUUUUCAUCUGCUGUUGCUGACAAGCAGAUAUAUCUUACUGAGUGGGAUGUGGAUGGAUGAGAGGUCUGCCGGAGUAAACUUAACCAAAGCUAGUUGUGUCCGUGUUUAUAGCGCAUCAAAGUACUCCUGGCGGUCCAAGAAAGCGCGACUUCUUGUGAUUUCCACUCCAGACGAGUGUGCAAACGUGAGGGCACUUGGUUUUUGGGCUCGAACUGUGACCGUUUUAAUGGCAUCACUUGCACGGCAUGCUGCGAUAACAAUCUCCAUGACGAAUUUCUCAAGAGUGAGAUACGAAGAUGCCUCGAACUUGAGAUAUCUUUGAGAUGAUCGAAGGAUAGU
This is a messenger RNA of Serpula lacrymans var. lacrymans S7.9, 3382 nucleotides long. RefSeq names its product glycosyltransferase family 20 protein. The coding region runs from base 152 to 2803 and encodes 883 amino acids. Lineage: Eukaryota; Fungi; Basidiomycota; Agaricomycetes; Boletales; Serpulaceae. Gene Ontology annotation, molecular function: catalytic activity. The record is from RefSeq and is a predicted model, not a curated record. Gene Ontology annotation, cellular component: alpha,alpha-trehalose-phosphate synthase complex (UDP-forming); cytosol. The transcript is spliced from 16 exons. Gene Ontology annotation, biological process: trehalose biosynthetic process.